UCUGUGGUUAUUCUAACCUCAAACAGUUGUCAAAAGUCAAAACAUUAUUUUUAAUUGAUUCUUUCUUAUUUAAUGAAUCAAAAUGCCUUCUUAUGAAUUAGCUUUGAUGUUGAAAGCUAUGCCUAAACCAGAGUUAAAAACAACCUUAACGCGAAUAUCUCAUGCCAUAUUUAACCGUGGUGGUAUAAUCCGAAAUAUUGAAAAUUUGGGUUUUAGAGCGAUGCCCUAUAAAACAAGCUCACACAGUUUAGUUCAUCGAGAAGCAAAUUAUUUUGUUUUCAAAAUAGACACCGCAACACAAGCAGUUGCAGAUUUAAAAGAAGAGUAUAGCAGGGAUGUGGAUAUUAUAAGACAGCGAGUAUAUAAAAUACCAGAUAAAGCGGACCAAACAUGUACAUUGGAACAAGAGCUCUUACCCCCUGCUUAUCGAGAAGAAGUUCAGAAGAUGAUUGAAUUAGGAAAGUCCCAAGUAAAUCGGUUUACCUAUAAAUUUAAAUAUAACUCUGGACUGGAUUAUUAUCCUUUCCAAAAGUAGUAAUUUCAGUAUAGUUUUAGUUUAGUUGUAUAUAAAUUUACAUAAUAAAUAUAGUUGGUAGUAUGAA
This is a messenger RNA of Pararge aegeria (speckled wood butterfly), 602 nucleotides long. RefSeq names its product probable 28S ribosomal protein S6, mitochondrial (gene mRpS6). Gene Ontology annotation, molecular function: small ribosomal subunit rRNA binding; structural constituent of ribosome. Lineage: Eukaryota; Metazoa; Arthropoda; Insecta; Lepidoptera; Nymphalidae. Gene Ontology annotation, cellular component: mitochondrial small ribosomal subunit; ribosome. Gene Ontology annotation, biological process: translation. The record is from RefSeq and is a predicted model, not a curated record. The transcript has a single exon. The coding region runs from base 83 to 535 and encodes 150 amino acids.